CAGCGGCCCGAACGGACGCACUCCCGGGCGGGCGGGCGAGCCCAGGGGGACCCGGCCCGGCCGCGGCGCCCGCCCCGCCCCCGCCCCGGCCACCGCGCGGCCCGGCCCAGGCCGCCCGCAGGCUCCGGGCACCUGUAGCCCCCGAGGACCCGCGUCGCCUGGCCGCCGCCGACCCCAGGCGGGGCCACCCCGUGGUGCCGACCCCGGGCGCCGGCCUGGAUCCCGCUGCUCGCGAUGGUCCCGGGGGGCCGGCCCUGAGCCCCGCGCGGGAUUCGGGGCGCUGCCUCCCGCCCCGACCACUGCCGGAGAGUCUCCACCAACUUCUGCUCGGCCGCUCCUCUCGGCCCCUUCCCUUGGCCCAGGGCGACCUCGGCAGCCCAGACGGCGUGGACGCUCCGGAGUGCCCAGAAAGUCCCCGGGGUGGCCCUGCGCGUCCCGGCUCUUUCUGGAUGGAGGUGCCUCCGGAAUGAGCCGGCUGCACGCCGUGGCCUUCACCUCGCAGCCUCUGCUGACCACACCUCCCUAGCGCAGAGGCUGCCCCGGGAGCAGGAAAUGCUCCACCAGCACAGCCGACUCCCGGGAAUCCGGGUCUGACCGCCAGGAUGGAGGUGGGGCCAGCCACCGAGACCUUCGUGCUGGAACUUCGAUGUCUUGAAGAUGGGGGCCCAGGGCCUGACACCCUCUCAGGUGGCAGUGGUGGGAGUGAGAGUCAGGAGGAGGAAGAGCCUCAGGAGGGGAGCAGCAGUCCACAGCGGCCAGCAGUCUUGGCCCCAGUGGGGGCCAGUGAAAUCGCUGAGGAAACCCAGCCGGGACAACAGGAGUUGCAACUGCAGCAGUUAGAACAGCAGCCAAAACCGCAGCAACAGCCACAGCAGGAGCAACUGCAACAGCUGCAGCCACACCUAGAACUGCAACAACAGCCGCAGCAAGAUGGGCAACAACAGCUAUCUCAACUACAGCAGGAAAAACACCAAUCCAUGCACCAUCAGGAACUGAAACCUGAACUGCAGCUAAUGCACCAGCAGCAACAGGUACAGCCACAGCAAGUGCAAGAGCAACAGCUGUUGCAGCAGCAGCAGGAGCAGUUACAGCCACAGCAGGAGCAGUUACAGCCGCAGCAGGAGCCGUUACAGCCACAGCAGGAGCCACCACAGCCGCAGCAAGCACAAGAGCAACAGCUGUUGCAGCAGCAGGAACAGCUACAGCAGCAAGUGCAAGAGCAACAGCUGUUACAGCAACAGCAGGAACAGUUACAACAGCAGCAGCUGCUACAACAGCAGGAACAAUUACAGCAGCAACAGUUUCAACAGCAGCAGGAACAGCUACAGCAGCAGCAGCAGCUACUUUUGCUGCAGCAGCAGGAACAGCUACAGCAGCAACUGUUGCAGCAGCAGCAGGCACAGUUACAACAGCAACUGCUGGAACAGCAGCAAGCACAGUUACAGCAGCAGCUACUGCUGCAGCAGCAGGAACAAUUAAAGCAGCAGCAGCAACAGCAGCUGUUGCAACAGCAGCAGGAACAAUUGCAACAGCAACAACUGCAGCCUCCUCCCCUGGAGCCGGAGGAGGAGGAAGAGGUGGAGCUGGAGCUCAUGCCGGUGGACCUGGGGUCGGAGCAGGAGCUGGAGCAACAGCGGCAGGAGUUGGAGCGGCAGCAGGAGCUGGAACGGCAGCAGGAGCAGCGGCAGCUGCAGCUCAAACUGCAGGAGCAGCUGCAGCAGCUGGAGCAACAGCUGGAGCAGCAGCAGCAGCUAGAGCAGCAGCAGCUGGAGCAGCAGGAGGUGCAGCUGGAGCUGACCCCGGUGGAGCUGGGCGCCCAGCAGCAGGAGGUGCAGCUGGAGCUGACCCCGGUGCAACCAGAGCUGCAGCUAGAACUGGUGCCAGCCGCAGGGGGUGGCGGAGCGGCAGUCCCCGGGGCUCCAGCCGCGGUCGUGGUGGCUCCCCCGGGCUACGUGGUGCUGCAGGAGCUCAUGGUGCUGCCAGCCGUGGCAGCACCGGCUGUGGUGGCCAUCCCGGGCCCGGCAGGCAGCGCGGCGUUGACUCCCGCACGGCAGCGGCGGCGACGGCGCGCCCGGGACCGGCCGACCAUCUGCGGGGAGUGCGGCAAGGGCUUCAGCCGCAGCACGGACCUGGUGCGCCACCAGGCCACGCACACGGGUGAGCGGCCACACCGUUGCGGCGAGUGCGGCAAGGGCUUCUCGCAGCACUCGAACCUGGUAACGCACCAGCGCAUCCACACGGGUGAGAAACCCUACGCCUGCUCCUACUGCGCUAAGCGCUUCAGUGAGAGCUCGGCGCUCGUGCAGCACCAGCGCACGCACACCGGGGAGCGACCCUACGCCUGCGGGGACUGCGGCAAGCGCUUCAGCGUCUCCUCCAAUCUGCUGCGCCACCGGCGCACGCACUCGGGCGAGCGGCCCUACGUGUGCGAGGACUGCGGCGAGCGCUUCCGACACAAGGUGCAGAUCCGCCGCCACGAGCGCCAGCUGCACGGCGCGGGCCGCUCCAGGGGCCUCGGCCUGUUGCGCGCCUCGCGGCCCGCAGCCCUUGGUGGCCCAGCCCGUGCAGAGCAGGGCGCCACGGCCACUGCGCCCGCAGACAAGGCGCUUUGAGAGCCGCGAUCGGGGCUGCCUGGCUAGGAGGGGAUCCCCUACCCGCCUCCACCUGAAAAGCUCCUUGACCCGGGUUCAUGGGCGCUGGAGGCAUCCUGGAAUAUCCCUGGAGUAAAAGGCUUCCACCAUCAUCAUCAUCAUCAUCAUCAUCUCCUGGAUUCCCUGAGAAAAUACCAGGUUCACAGACUUCACCGCCAGAAAAAAAACCAUCCGCCAAAACAGAAGUGGACUGGGACUGAAAUAGCACGCGGGACACGUUUGUCUGCCCUUGGAGGGGCCUGCCAAAAAUUUUCGCUCCGGGAAAACUGGACUUACUACGAACAAGGAAAAACUCCCAGUGGCGAGACGGUUAAUGAUACUGGCCGAGGACUGGAUACCCACCAGGGGAUCAAAGACGUGGUGAGACACACAUGGAAAAGCUUCGAUCCUGGUGAAAAUGAUCCCAAGGAAAAAUUCGGGGAGGAAGCAAACUUGUUUGCACUAUGUAGAAACUGAGCAAGGCAUUGAAUCGUCCUCAGUGGUGUUUGCCUUGAAAAUACUUUCCAAGAUGAAAAUUCAUCAGGGUGGGUAUAAUUCUGAUGAAAACGCCUGUGUUCAUCAACACAGGGUCAGAGCGCUCACGCGAUCAAUGUGCAAAUCUAAGCCAGGGGGUCCUGCUCCGGGUGGAAGGUAAAACCUUCCCUCCAGGGAACCAGGGGCUCCGGCGGGCGUCGGAGGCAAGUUCUUGGCCUCUGCUGCCAGGUCCCCCAGUCCCCCAGCCCGCAUUAAUGUCCUCUGGAAUAAGAGCCUGUGGCUGAAGCAGAGGGCCUUCUGCUAGAGCUCUCCAAGGUCUGGAAGGAGGGUCCUCCAGAAGGAGCUCCGGGGUAGCCCCACUGUGGCCCCCCUGGACUCCACCAGCUUCAUGCUUCUCAGAUGCUACCCAGGGGCCGGCACUGGGAGUCCGGGGCAGAUUUCUCCUGCACCAGGCUAUGGGGGUUUGGAGGGCUGCCUGAGCAGACCCUGCGCCAUGGCUGGGGCUGGGGGAAGAAUGUCUGAGACAAGGUUUGGGAGCAAUGCUCUUUACUACGUUUACCAAAUCGUCUGGGGCAGGGGCUGUGAGCCACAGCAGUUGCUGGUGCCUUGUGGGAAGGUGGGGCAGGGAGGAGGCUGCCCGCCACCUCUGUCCCCAGUCACUUCCUGCUUGACCUGACUCUUCACAUGUGGCUGCUUAAUUCCUGCCCCUCUCUCCCCAGCUGCUUCUCCUUUACUAACACACCUGCUACAUUUUACACAUGUGUUGGUAAGUGAGAAACAGAAACGAAAAAUAAAUUAAAAUGCAGAAAUACAA
Molecule: messenger RNA, 3939 nt
Organism: Rhinopithecus roxellana (golden snub-nosed monkey)
Lineage: Eukaryota; Metazoa; Chordata; Mammalia; Primates; Cercopithecidae
Gene: ZNF853
Product: zinc finger protein 853
Exons: 3
Coding region: 603-2612 (669 amino acids)
Source: RefSeq, a predicted model, not a curated record